This is a messenger RNA of Microthlaspi erraticum, 543 nucleotides long. The record is from the annotation of a GenBank genome assembly. NCBI's taxonomy places the organism in Eukaryota, Viridiplantae, Streptophyta, Magnoliopsida, Brassicales, Brassicaceae.
AUGUCUUCCUUAAGUUGUCGAGGCCGAGAAGAAGAAGACAGAAAAGAAGGGAAAGGCUAUUGCUUUAGCGACUCCCUCCUCUGUCUUCCUCGGCCAUCGGGGUCUCCCGAGGUUGUUACCUGCGCUGAUCCUCCUACUCUGGCUGCCGCAGAUUCUCCUUGCCGAGAUGAGGAUGACGCGACCGAACUGGAAUCAGGUGACGUUGCCGGUAUUACUGAGGUCGGAGCUCGAGGCUUUGUUGGUUUAGAUUCCGAUGCAAUAUAUCUGGAGUGGAAGGGUGGUGCUCCUCUUAUGGAUAACAACGAAUUCGACAGCGAGAUGGUUUGGGGCUGCAAGCUUAAGCCACGCUGGGGGGUUCCACAAAAGGAACUCGAAUUCAAAGGAGCUUUCGACGAGGCUUCUGGUAGUCACGUCAGAGAUGAGGGAAAAUUUGCCGCGCUGAUUCAAUUCUAUGACGGGGCGCUCAAAGGUGCUCGAAACGAGGUUGAUCGAAUGAAGGCUGAGUUAGCCGGCAAUCCUGGUGAUGAUAUGGCCGAUGAUUAG